CCUCCUCCGGGGCAUAAACAAACCUCCCCUGGCUCCCAGCUCCGGCUCGGGAGCGCAAGCCUCUCUUCGCCGCUCUCCUCGCUCCCUCUGGGCGCCGCCAGCCUAGCUCCGGCUCUUUUUGCUUUUCUCUCUCAACCUCAGGCAGGUGACAGCAGGGUCAUGUCUCGGGAGCUGCAGGACGUGGACCUCGCUGAGGUGAAGCCUUUGGUGGAGAAAGGGGAGACCAUCACUGGCCUCCUGCAAGAGUUUGAUGUUCAGGAGCAGGACAUCGAGACUUUGCAUGGCUCCAUUCACGUCACACUGUGUGGGACCCCCAAGGGGAACCGACCCGUCAUCCUCACCUACCACGACAUUGGCAUGAACCACAAAACCUGCUAUAACCCCCUCUUCAACUCCGAGGACAUGCAGGAGAUCACCCAGCACUUUGCUGUCUGCCACGUGGACGCCCCCGGCCAGCAGGACAGUGCUGCAUCCUUCCCCACGGGGUACAUGUACCCCUCCAUGGACCAGCUGGCAGAAAUGCUGCCCGGAGUCCUUCACCAGUUUGGACUGAAAAGCAUCAUUGGCAUGGGAACCGGAGCGGGCGCCUACAUCCUCACUCGAUUUGCUCUGAACAACCCCGAGAUGGUGGAGGGCCUCGUCCUCAUCAACGUGAACCCUUGUGCGGAAGGCUGGAUGGACUGGGCCGCCUCUAAGAUCUCCGGAUGGACCCAAGCCCUUCCAGACAUGGUGAUGUCUCACCUCUUUGGGAAGGAGGAAAUGCAGAAUAACGUGGAGGUCGUCCACACCUGCCGCCAGCACAUCGUGAACGACAUGAACCCCGGCAACCUGCACCUGUUCAUCAACGUCUACAACAGCCGGCGGGACCUGGAGAUUGAACGGCCGAUGCCCGGAACCCACACGGUCACCCUGCAGUGUCCUGCUUUGUUGGUGGUUGGGGACAGUUCUCCUGCUGUGGACGCUGUGGUGGAGUGCAACUCGAAACUGGACCCAACGAAGACCACUCUUCUCAAGAUGGCGGAUUGUGGCGGCCUCCCACAGAUCUCCCAGCCGGCCAAGCUUGCCGAGGCCUUCAAGUACUUCGUGCAGGGCAUGGGAUACAUGCCCUCCGCCAGCAUGACACGCCUGAUGAGGUCCCGCACGGCCUCGGGCUCCAGCGUCACGUCCCUGGAGGGCGUCCGCAGCCGCUCCCACACCAGCGAGGGCGCCCGGCUGGACAUCGUCCCCAACUCCGGCGGCACCGGGAGCAGCGCAGGGCCCAACUCCACGGAGGUGUCCUGCUAGGUGGCCUUGGGGACGGCCGCCCCUGGACUCUGGGAUCAAUCGCUGUAGCUGCCCCUCCUCCGGCCCCUCCCCGCCCCUGCCUGCCAACCACAUGUAGCUCGGUAUUAAUCCAAAGCUUAUUUUGUACGACAAAGUGAGAUUGGGUUUGUGGAGGGCUCCCUUUCCGGCGAGGCCGGGGCGGGGUGGACCAAAGGGAAAGAAGCAUCUCAGUGUCCUUUCUCCACUAGCGAGCGGCCUAGAGGCCACUCUCAUACCCUCCCUCAGAGACACCAAACUGCCAAAAACAAGAAACACAGAGCAAACACUUGAUCAAUCCAAGGCUAGGCUGACCUGAGCAUCCUGCCGCGAAGGGACGUUUUGUUGGAAGCCCAGCCCACCUACUUCCUGUUUCCUUUCCAACUAAAGAAAAAACAGACCCAGUUUCUGGAAACCAAACCCCUUCUGAUUUGGAGAGGGGGAGAGCAGGGAAUGGUGGCGAGCUCUUUUAACAAAGCCAAACAGGAAGCGGGGAAAGAGGUGGAAUUUAUGCGGAGGCUCGGAAGUGUUUGGAAGAGCAAAUCUCUGUAGUGAACUUGAAGAAGUAGUUUUUUUUUUUUUUAAGCAUCUUUAUUGGAGUAUAAUUGCUUUACAAUGGUGUGUUAGGUGAAUGGAGUUAGAGUCUGUCAUACAGAGUGAAGUAAGUCAGAAAGAGAAAAACAAAUACAGUAUGCUAACACAUAUAUACGGAAUCUAAGGGAAAAAAAAAAAAAAAGAAGAAGUAGAUUUUUAACGUCUGUGCAUAUAUACACACUUUUUAGUGCCGAUGCCAGAAGACUGUUUUUCUGGCAUUUUUUUAAUGGACAACAGAAGCAGGCGACAAAAUCUCCCAGUUUUUCAAAGAAACGGUCUUGGCAAACGUUUGGUGUCGGGGGUUUGAGGCUUUGAUUCUGCCACCUGCCUCUUCCUCCACGUCGCCUACUUCCUACCCCAAAUACAUGGACGAGUGAUUAUUUCACUCAUGGGGAAGAUCAUGUAGAUUUGUAGUUGCUUCUUUGAAAUGGAGGGCUGUGCCUGGCUGUGGCCGGGGGAGGGGGGCAGGGGCAUUGGGGUGGGGUGGUAUUUUUGGUUAUUAGAUGUAAAGGAUUCCUCGUGGUCGUGAUGGAAUCCAGUGCAGUUGUGAUUUCAGUUGAUCCCAUCUGGUUCCCAGGAAUCACGUGUGAUUGAGUUAAAUCUAGCUUCCAAUCUUUGACAACCCGGGUUGAAUCUGAACUUGACUGCCAAACAUUUCUGACCUGGUGACCUUCCGGGAUCUUCAGAUAGAACUCUUCGCUCUUGUAGGGAGUGGGGAUUCCCUUGGGGAGGGGUGGCCCAGAAGAUGCAAGGAUUCUGGAAUGUGUAUUCCAUGGGAUUUCCUUCCCUCUCCUGCCUUCCCCUCUUCCCUGCCCCUCUAACCUCUCGCUGAACAGGGUGGCACCACUGACAUUUCUGGGCAACGUCAGCGUAGCUGUCAAGUUCCUGUACUACUUACUGCCUUUUGAUUUUGACUUUGGCUAACCGUGGAUCUUCUUAUAGGAAGUUUGAUCAGAGUGAAAGGAACAUUGUGACUCAGCCGCCGGGGCCUAGUGGUUACUGGGAGGAAUAGGCAAGCCUUCUAGGUAGCUUGGGGGGAUAAUGGCUCAGUUUAUCUGCGACCUACCCCCUGGGAGGCAGAAAUGGCUGAAUCAGAACAAGCAACUGUUGUGUACAAGUCUUUCCAGAGGAGUUUCUUAAUGAGAUAUUUGUAUUUAUUUCCAGACCAAUAAAUUUGUAACUUUGCA
Messenger RNA from Balaenoptera musculus (blue whale), 3080 nucleotides. It is a transcript of the gene NDRG1, whose product is annotated as N-myc downstream regulated 1. Gene Ontology annotation, biological process: signal transduction. The record is from RefSeq and is a predicted model, not a curated record. NCBI's taxonomy places the organism in Eukaryota, Metazoa, Chordata, Mammalia, Artiodactyla, Balaenopteridae. Gene Ontology annotation, cellular component: cytoplasm. The transcript has 16 exons. The coding region runs from base 160 to 1284 and encodes 374 amino acids.